AUGAAUGAACGAAAUCGUGGAUCAGGGAGUUGGACGCGCGACGACGGGGAGACGCGAUCAGGGGGAAGGCGCGGGGACGGGGGACGCGCGGCGAGUUGGAGGCGCAGCAACGGGGGAGGCCCCUCCCUUCCCCACGCGCUGACCUUGACUUGUCCGGGAGGAGCUGCUUCCUCGGUUGUGAGAGGAGCUGCUUCCUCGGUUGUGAGAGGAGCUGCUUCCUCGGUUGUGAGAGGAGCUGCUUCCUCGGUUGUGAGAGGAGCUGCUUCCUCGGUUGUGAGAGGAGCUGCUUCCUCGGUUGUGAGAGGAGCUGCUUCCUCGGUUGUGAGAGGAGCUGCUUCCUCGGUUGUGAGAGGAGCUGCUUCCUCGGUUGUGAGAGGAGCUGCUUCCUCGGUUGUGAGAGGAGCUGCUUCCUCGGUUGUGAGAGGAGCUGCUUCCUCGGUUGUGAGAGGAGGUGCUUCCUCGGUUGUGAGAGGAGCUGCUUCCUCGGUUGUGAGAGGAGGUGCUUCCUCGGUUGUGAGAGGAGCUGCUUCCUCGGUUGUGAGAGGAGCUGCUUCCUCGGUUGUGAGAGGAGCUGCUUCCUCGGUUGUGAGAGGAGCUGCUUCCUCGGUUGUGAGAGGAGCUGCUUCCUCGGUUAUAAUGGAGGAGGCGCAGCGACGGGGGAGGCGCAGCGACGGGGGGGCGCAGCGACGGGGGAGGCGCAGCGACGGCGUCCUCUCUACCCAUGCACCCCCCCAGAUGAUGGAGGAGGAUGUGGAGUCAGCGAUCAGGGAUGGAGGUGCAUGGGGGCGGAGUGCGGCGUCAGUGCAACUGUAUACGUGGCUUCUUUCUCACCCGUCCUCGUCUGACCGACUGAACCGCCCCAUCCCUCCACCAUCCGUCACCGUCCUUCAGCUCUUGGACUACCUGCGAUCGCGCAUGCUGGCCAUUGUGCCCAACCUGACGGCCCUCAAGGCAAAGCACGACACGCCCAAGAACGGUCUGGUCUUCCACGCCGCGCUCAGCUCAUCGGCCACGCGCCCCCCACGCUCACCCAAGGGCAGGAUCUCCCGCGUGCUCGCGCCCAAGAGCUCCCUCGCUACUCGCUGGACGCCCGGGGUGAUGCCACCGAACCUACCGUGGAGACUCAGGGGCGCGCUAAGGUGGGUGGAAGGGGAGGAGAAGGAACCUAGUGGAAUUGAUGGCAUGCACUCUUCCAGUGCAACUGCUUCUGGCGCUGCCAUCUGCUCCUGGUGCUUCUGGUGCUGCCAUCCUUAUCCUUGGGCUCAACUUCCAUUCGCCCGUCAUCCCUCCUCUGCCCCCACCGUUCGCCCGCUUCUGGUGCUGCCAUCUGCUCCUAUUGAGCAGCGGCUGAGGCAGCUGGAGGGGCGGGUGCUGGGCAGUGCGAGUGCAGCGAGCAAGGGCAAGGCGAAGCUGCGGCUUUAUGACAAGGAUAGGAAGGAGGGCGCUGGCGGCUGGAUCACUCCUGCCAAGUCCCCAACGACAGACACAGCAGCGGCAGGGGAGGAGUCGAGCAAGGGGGCGAAGGAGGAGAAUAAGGAUAAGGGGAACAGGAAGGCCACUCCCUCCGCUGCUGCCUGUGUGGAUGCCGAUGGGCCAGAGCCUCCCUCUACUGAGGUGUGCUCUGGAGCGUUUAUUCAUGGAUCAUGCAAGGCUGCAUUCAGUUUUACGUGCAAGUGCAUCCAUCUGGUGUUAAUCCAUCUGCUGCAUUCAGUUUUACGUGCAAGUGCAUCCAUCUGGUGUUAA
Molecule: messenger RNA, 1743 nt
Organism: Closterium sp. Naga37s-1
Lineage: Eukaryota; Viridiplantae; Streptophyta; Zygnematophyceae; Desmidiales; Closteriaceae
Source: the annotation of a GenBank genome assembly